This is a messenger RNA of Eriocheir sinensis (Chinese mitten crab), 1884 nucleotides long. RefSeq lists its product as uncharacterized. The coding region runs from base 1 to 1884 and encodes 627 amino acids. The transcript has a single exon. Lineage: Eukaryota; Metazoa; Arthropoda; Malacostraca; Decapoda; Varunidae. Gene Ontology annotation, molecular function: nucleic acid binding; zinc ion binding. The record is from RefSeq and is a predicted model, not a curated record.
AUGGCUACGGACAAGCGACUCCGCCCCACCAGCUACUCGGAGAGCUCCGACACCGAGUCACCGGCGGACAAGCAGCUGCGCCUGGAGUCGGGGAGCGAUGAGGCGGCCCUUAUCCCUCUCCCCGACUCCUCUGAUGAGGAUUGGGUGAUAGUGAGGAAGAAGCGUGACCGUAACCACCGCUCCAACCCACCUCCGCCACCUUCGCCUCCCCGCUCCCGCUCGACACUUGGCACCGCUAACUCUCCGACCUCUGCUACCCCCACCCUGACCAACGGCUCACGCCCGACGCCGUUCCCCCGUACCACCGCUGCUGCCUCCCCUGCCUCCACUGCUGCCACCUCACCUGCCUCCACCGCUGCUCCUUCACCUGCCUCCGCCGCUACUACCCCACCUGCCUCCGCCGCUGCCCAUACCACCCUGCUCGGUGCCGUCUCGCACCCCGAGCAGGCUGCUACUCGCCAAGCUGCUACGGCCCCUGCCAGACCCAAGGUUGUCGUCCCUCCUACACCGGGAUUCGACACUGCCCUCGAUUUGACGGACGCCCUGGAGGAACAACUCGGGCUCCGCUUCCAGAUGCGCUUCCUGGAGAGUGGCAGCGUACUGGUCACCCCGCCAUCCGAGGAAGCCCUCCGCGCCCUCCUGGACACCACGUCGGUGCGCGGGAAGGCGGUGCAGCUGCGGCUGAUGGGCGACGCAACCACCAAGGGGGUGGUGACGUCGUACCCGUUAGCCAUGCCUCUCAAGGCUCUCCUCCGCCACCCGAGCGUCGUCACGGCGGAGCGGUGCCAGACGCGGGACAACCUUGCCACGAGGCAGGUCCUCAUCUCGGUGAGGGGCCCCAUGCCGGGCAUGCUCGACCUAGGGAGCUGGGGCGUCUUUUACACGCGCCUCUUCAACACCGAGCCCCUGAGGUGCUACCGAUGCCAGCAGUACGGCCACCAUCGCUCCCGCUGCAAUCGCCAGGCAGUGUGCGGCAUGUGCUCGGGGCCGCACAUGACGGAAGCCUGCCAAGCGAAGUACAAGGCUGGCGAGAACGUGCCCGCCCUCUGCCCCAACUGCCGCCAGCACCAUCACGCGUGGAGCCGCCGCUGCCCCUCCCGGUUGAACAUCGUGGACCGGGGAAUACAGCGACAGGAGGAGUGGCGUGCAGCGCACAACCCCUCUCGGCCGGCGUGGACCGGGCGGUCCCGCUCGAGGUCCCAGCGUCAGCCCGCCCCUCCCGGCCCCACAACGCUCGCCUCCCAGGAGCACUUCUCGGCCCUCCCACCACCGGGCGCAUCUCGAGGCAACGCUGCUCCGGCUGUGCCACUGCCCGCCACGCCUCCCCACCCGGCCUCCACCUCAACACCUGCCACGCCCCCACGCCCGGCGUCCGCCUCGGGCCCCUCCGCGCAGCAGGAGCAACGCACUCCCGCACUGCCUCCACCGGCCCUUCCCCAGCGCGUGAGCGCGCCAGCUGCACCCCUGGUCCCUCCUCCCGGCCAUGUCCUGGUCACCAGGGCUGCGCUGGAGGGGGUGCUGGCGAGCUUCACUCUGGCGUUGACCGGCCUCCUACAGCUCACACCGGACGAGGCGGCGCUACGGGUCAUCGCGAAGGCGACGGUGGAGGAGUGCUUCCCCACCGUCGCCAGUCCGGCCGCGUCUCCCGCCACCCCGCUGCAAACUCCAGUGGCUGCGCCUCCAACUGCACAGACCCUGGCCAGCGAGGACGCACCACCUCCCGUGGGGGAGGCCCGCAUGGAGGUCGACGCGCCCUCCCGGUCCUCUCAGCCAGCGGUGGUACCCGCCGUGGCGGUGGCCCGGCCGGCGCCGGCAACCCAGACCGCCAAGCCCCGCUCACACAUCCCCGUGCGAAUGGCUCCAGCACGCUCCCGCAUCCCGUAG